Messenger RNA from Anas platyrhynchos (mallard), 4450 nucleotides. RefSeq names its product tudor domain containing 3 (gene TDRD3). The record is from RefSeq and is a predicted model, not a curated record. Gene Ontology annotation, molecular function: protein binding. Gene Ontology annotation, cellular component: nucleus. Lineage: Eukaryota; Metazoa; Chordata; Aves; Anseriformes; Anatidae.
UAUUUUUUUCCCUCCCCCCCCCCAUCUUUCCCUUCCCUCCAUCGCCCUCCCCUAGCCCGAGAGCCGGCCGGGCCGGCUGCCCGGAGCGGGCCGAGGGGCGGGGGGGAAACCGAGCGGGCGCUGCCCGCCCCGCCGGCAGCGAGCAGGCAGGCAGGCAGGCCGGGAGGGAGGCGCCAUGGCCGACAGGGCGAGGGCGGCGCUCGGGGAGUCGGGCUGGUAUCUUUCAGAUGAAGGAAUCGAAGCUUGUAUAAGUUCAUCUGAAAAAGUCAAUACAAAUGACAUUAUCCUAGUUGCCCUUAAUACAGAUUUAAGAACUAUUGGCAAGAAAUUCCUCCCCAGUGACAUCAAUGGUGGAAAGGUGGAAAAGCUGGAAGGUCCAUGUGUUUUGCAAAUACAGAAAAUACGCAAUGUUGCUGCACCAAAGGAUAAUGAAGAGUCUCAGGCUGCUCCCAGAAUGUUACGUUUACAGAUGACUGAUGGACACACAAGCUGCACAGCUAUAGAAUACAGUAGUAUGUCAAAAAUAAGCUUGAACACUCCACCUGGAACAAAAAUUAAGCUUUCAGGAAUUGUUGAAGUGAGAAAUGGAUUCUUGUUGUUGGAUGACAGUAACACUGCAGUUCUCGGAGGUGAAGUGGAGCAUCUUAUAGAAAAGUGGGAAUUGCAAAGGAGUUUAGCAAAACACAAUAGGAGCAAUAUUGGAACGGAAGGUGGCCCUCCCCCUUUUGUGCCUUUUGGGCAGAAAUGUGUGUCUCAUGUGCAAGUCGACAGUAGAGAUCUUGAUCGCAGAAAGACUCUGCAAAUGACAAAUACUGUAAAACCUGCUGCUGACAACGAUGAAUUUGAAAAGCAGAGAACAGCUGCCAUUGCAGAAGUAGCAAAGAGCAAGGAGACCAAGACAUUUGGAGGAGGUGGUGGUAGUAGCAGAAGUAAUCUGAGUGUGAAUGCUGGAGGGAAUCGAAACAGGGAGCUGUUCCAGAAAGAGAAGAUAACGAAACCUGAGGGAAAAAAUGAAGGAGUCUACAGAGAACUGGUUGAUGAAAAGGCUCUAAAACACAUAACAGAGAUGGGUUUCAGCAAAGAAGCAGCAAGACAGGCACUUAUGGAUAACAGUAACAAUCUAGAGGCAGCAUUAAAUUUUCUUCUGAACAGUAGCAAACAGAAACCCCUUCAGGGACCACCACCUAGAGGUAAAGGAAAGGGCCGAGGCCGAAUAAGACCUGAAGACGAAGAAGAGCUAGGAAACGCCAGACCGUCUGCACCAAGCACAUUGUUUGAUUUCUUAGAAUCCAAAAUGGGUACUCUAACAGUAGAGGAACCAAAAUUACAAUUUCAGCCACCACAUCAAAUACAGCCCAAAGUUAUGACUACAGAACAGAAUGGCAUCAGAGAAAAUCAUUCAAGACAUAUUCCUCGCAAUGAUAUGAGACAGCCAAGGAAUGAGAAGCCUCCUCGUUUUCAAAGAGAUUUUCAAAAUUCAAGGCAGGCUUUGGAAAGUGGGGGGUUACCCAGAAACAGAGGUCCUGAAAGGCAUAGCUCUUUAGAGCACUGGACAGAUGAAAAAAUUAAAAGUGACAGACAUUAUCCUAGAAAUGAUAGGCCAAAGGAUAUGGGUUAUCCCAUAGCCACUCACCAGAGUGAUAAUUCUUUUAAAAAAAGGGAUAACAACAUGCAGAACAGAAUAGGAAAAGGGGUGUCCUUCACAGAACUCAAGGAGAACUCUGCUGCUCAAGAUACUAUGGACAACAAUAACCAGAAACGUGGGAAAAGGGAAAACCAAAUACACAAUUCUGAAAACUUUUGUGAUAGGAAGGCACGAACAAUAAAUAACGAAACCUUUAUGGUGAAAAAUGAGCAACAUUUUGGUGUGAACAAUGAUUACCAAAACCCUGGUAGAACUGAUAAUUUUAAUGCUGUACCAAAUGGAGAUACGGAACAUCAUCAGAAAGGAAGACGUGUAGGUCCUAUCAAAUCAUCAGGACCCGCUACGAUUCCAUCUUAUGAUGAUAAAGUUUUGUAUUACAACACUGGACCCAAAAGGAGAUCGGGGCCUAUCAAACCGGAGAAAAUAAUGGAACCAUCGAUUCACAUGGAGUAUGGAAGAAGCUGGAGACCUGGGGAUGAAUGUUUCGCUCUUUAUUGGGAAGACAACAAGUUCUACCGGGCAGAAAUUGAAGCUCUCCAUUCUUCUGGGACAACUGCAGUUGUUAAGUUCUGUGAUUAUGGAAAUUACGAAGAGGUGCUUCUCAGCAACAUCAGGCCUGUUCAUGCAGACACAUGGGAGGAUGAAGAAGAAACAUAUGAGCAAACUCUAGAAUUCCGCAGAGGAGGUGAUGGUCAGCCAAGGCGGUCCACACGACCUACUCAACAAUUUUAUCAACCCCCAAGAGCUAGAAACUGAUUAAUAAGAAUUAAAAGCAAUCUUCUCCUGGUGAGGGGUAAUUCACUGGCAGCUCCAACUUGCUGAAGACUUCUAAAAGAACUUCUGACUUUUUCCAGGCAACAUGGUGGGACAAAGAAAGCUGGUGUGAGCAGAAAGAAUUUGGACCUGAUACCACAGGAGACUUUUUUAAAGUUCUUAGUUAUGUGAAGCUGAAUACUUUUUACAUAUGAAAGAAGCAGAUUGUCAUUGCUGCCAUCAAUAAAACCACAGUGCACUAUUCUGUUCUUUGCCUUGUAUUCUUUUUACUGAGCCUCCAUUGUUAGUAAACAUAAUACUAGUGUAUUAUGUUUUUUAUUCAUUUUGAAUUUAUUUUGGUUCUAAUCCUGUUUCUAGUAAAGUAGAAGUAAAAUUCCUAUUUCCUCAAAAGCAGACAGGAAUUUAGAUUUUGCCUUGAGUUUAGAUUUUAGGCUAGCAUUAGUGAAACGCUAACAUUUUUCAGCUAAUUAUUGUACAGUGAAAUUCUAUAUGUUUUGAUUGUUUUCUAUGUUUGUUUUUUUCAAAUUUGCUAAAGGCCAAAAUUAACAAGUUUGCCUUUUAUGUUUUUUUGAGGUGUAACUACAAGUUUGAAAGAGAGAAACUCAAUGCUCUCAAAAAACAUUUUCUAAAUAAUUUUAGGCAAAUAUUUUCUUUUUAGGAAUAUUUAUAUUAUGGGGAUAGAAACAAUUCUAGAAGGUACAGGAAAGUAGUUUAAACAAAAAAUACUGAAAGAUGCAUAUAAAUAUUUCAUACAUAAAUAUGUAUAUACAUACACACGCAACCUGUUGAAUAGUAGGUUCUGACUUUCCUGUAGCUUUAAACUGCUUUUAUUGCUUCAUAUUACUAUAUUGUUCUCAAUUAUUGUUGAUGCUUAAAGAAAAAACAUGUCAAACUGUACUUUUCCUUCUAAGCUAUAUCUUUGGACCUUAUGUGAUUAUGAAAAAUAGUUGAAAUUUAACUAUUUCUUUAACUGAGAAGCACCACAAGAUCUGUAAACCUUGCAAGUCCCUUUUCAGCUUUAUUUGGAUGGUUUAAUUAAGAUUGAAAUGGCACAUGUUUUGAGAUAGACAAAAAAAAAGCCUGUCUUCUGUAAAGACAGAGUUUUACCUGGGACAUGUGUUGGUGGUAUAAAUUGUACAAUUAAUUCUAGUGAAUUUCCGAGUGCUCAUACAAAACUCUGGACAGAACCUUAUUUGUUUGGAUAAAAAGAAGUUAUGCGUUGAUGAUGUAAUUGAUUGUAUUUGUAGUACAUAAUAAUAAUAAUAUGGAUUGCUGUCUGAAUGCAGUCAGAUGUAGCAAGCACAUGAAUAUUUGCAGAAUAGUAAGGAAGCAAAUGUUUUGCUGCCAUAAUGCAGCUUCUUGAGAAUUGUAAUGCAACUCAUUAACAAUUUCAAAGAAACUUGGAAGCUUAGAACAUGAGCUGCACAAUGUUGAAUUCUUUGCUAUCAGUUGACAUAAAACAAAUUUUAUGAAGUUUGUUAGAUUUAAACUAGAGACCAUUUCCCAAACACUAUGAAUCAUCCUGGUGAGUUCUGCACAAUUGUACACUCAAAUAAAUAAAUUGUAGAUCUAAUACAUUGGAUGUUGGAUGCUUUACUUCCACAAUUAUUGCUAAGACCACUUAAAACAGCUAUUCAAGUUUCAUAAACUAUGCAGUCAUAGCACUGUUUUAGAAAUCAGUUUUGAUUUUUUUAUAAAUAGUAUUUCAUUAAAUGAGAAUGCUACAACCAGUAUACCAAAGCAGUCUCUGAAAUUAAAAAUCACUUUGGUGUACUGAUUUUUCUUUCCUCCUGUGAAUUAAACCAUAAAAUCCAGAAAACUGCUGCCUGAUUUGGUGAACUGUUUUAAAAAAUAGAGAGAGAGAGAAAGAAAUGCAGCAUUCCUCUGUAAUAGUUGUGGCAUUCUGAAAUUACCAAAUGUGCAUGCAGCUGUUUGUAGGCAAAUGAAAAAUAUUUGAGAACAUUGUUUGGAAAACAGUAAAGCCAACAUUCAUGUCAUGGUCUUCAAUGGUGCUGAGGAACUGGAAAACCA